AGCACGGGUUUCGAUGCUUCAAACGUCUCACGUGGUGCCGACACCAUCAUUGUAAGGGUUCCCGCAGCUGCGCCGGGUGCUCCACCACUGACAGGCGCAUCGACAACAUUAAACCCUUUUUCUGUCACCAGUUCAGCAACCUCUAUCACCUGUGAGCGUCCGAUAGUUGCCGUACAGAUGACCGUGCCUCCCGGUUUGAGUCCCGCCAGCAACCCAUCUUCUGUAAGGAGUGCGGCUUUAACCUGUUCGACAUUCAGGACCAUGAUAAAGACGGUGUCUGCCGCCGCGCCCACUUCGCGCGGCGAUGUAGCGGCGUAUGCACCCUCUUGUACGAGUGUUUCCAACGGCUCUGGGCGGACAUCAUAGACUGUGAGUUCGUGUCCUGCUUUCAGGAUGUUUCUUGACAUCCCCAUACCCAUGUUGCCAACCCCGAUUAAUCCAACUUUUGCCAUAAAUUACCUCAAAGCGUCUCAUAAAUAAUAGUAUGUAGUAUUGACACAGAUUCCGCAUCCUUUCAGAGUUGUAUUUUGUAUACGAUCCCGCCGCGACUGUGCCAGUAAACGUCGGUUGAGUCUAUCACAAAUUUUCGGAAUGUCAAUGCUUUUCCCAUUUGACUAUGCAGAUGUAAUUUUUAUACGAAUUUUUCUGGUUUAUGCUAUAAUAACGUCAGUUCGACUUAAACAUUUCGUCCGUCUAAAGGUUUCAUUUUCGCCUGUCAAAGACAUAAAAGGAGAAGCCUUUUAUCGAACUCACGUUAUAAUAAGGCAUUCAUACAAGAAAAAGAAGGAGCCAAAACAAAUGGCUGAUACCAUCAAAGGUGCCGUCCUCGGAUAUGGAGCGGCAUUUAAUAUGGGCAAAGCCCACGCAAAUAUGAUGCAAAAUACAGAUGGCAUCGAAUGUGUUGCCAUCUGUGACAUCGACCCGGCGCGAACAGAAGCCGCGAAAGAGGAUUUUCCGGGUGUCCGCACCUAUAACUCGGUUGAAGAACUCAAUGCGGACGAUGGCAUCGAUCUUAUCGCGAAUGUCCUUCCGCAUAGUCUGCACUGCGGUCCUACUGUAGCAAGUCUUAAAGCAGGCAAGCACGCCAUUGUCGAGAAACCGAUGUGCGUCACAAUCGCAGAAGCCACUGAAAUGAUUACGACCGCCAAAGAGAACGACGUUAUGUUGUCCGUUCAUCACAACCGACGAUGGGAUGCCGACUUUUGGACGCUUCGCGAACUCGUUCAUUCCGGUGUUAUCGGCAAAGUCUUUAGCGUUGAGAUGUGGGGUGGCGGCUAUGGCAGACCCAAUCCAGAUUGGUGGCGCAGUGUCAAGGCGAUCUCCGGUGGACAAUUCUACGAUUGGGGUGCCCACUACCUGGAUUGGCUACUCAAUAUCAUUGAGACACCGAUGAUUAACGUCACCGGCUUCUAUCAACCGAACCUCGUCUGGGACGAUAUUACCAACGAAGACCAUGUCCAAGCAAUUGUGCGGUUCGCAGGUGGAGAGGUCGUUGCGGACGGAGCGGCGGCGUAUAUCCAGAUGUCUAAUAUCGCGAAAAUUGGUGGAGAGCGGUGGAAACUGCUCGGCUCACACGGCGCGAUUACCGCCGAAGAUAGUGGAUUUAAGGUCUUAUCCGAAGUCAAGGGACAGCCCAAAGAGCAGCAGGUCGGUCACCAUCGCAGACCCGGACCUACCUACUAUCAGAAUAUCGUCGCUCAUUUAAACGAUGGCACGCCGUUGCUUGUGACACCGGAGUCGGCGCGCCGCGUUAUCGCUAUCAUGGAUUUGGCGGAAAAAUCUGCCAAGACACAUCAGGCAGAAACAGUGCCUUACGAGUUUGAAUCAUAG
This is a messenger RNA of Geodia barretti, 1830 nucleotides long. Lineage: Eukaryota; Metazoa; Porifera; Demospongiae; Tetractinellida; Geodiidae. The record is from the annotation of a GenBank genome assembly.